GGUGUACCCAUACGUUAUGUCAAGUUCUCCAAUACUAUAAUAUUUUCUACCAUCCAAGAAAUUUCUCAAACACGAGCAAUGAAUUAGGAUGAACUAUGAAUUUUCAUAAACAUUAUCAAAUAUCGAAUCAUAUUUACACAGAGCGUGGCGUAAGUAUUUUUCGUUGCCUAAGAAAUUUGUCAAAAACGAGCAGGAUGAUGAAUGAAUUUUCUUAAAGACAGAAAAGCAUCUUAAAGGGUAACACGAAGCACGACAUCGAACCAUAUUUACACAGAUCAUGGCAUAGAGCGAUAUGGAGCGAUUCAGGAUUCAGCGCAUACAGUACAGCAUGGUUGGCAGUUUUGCCUGUAGAGCGCGCCGGAACAACCGAAUGCCAUGCAUUCCAGCGUAAUGUUCAAGUAGUAGGGGAAGCCGAGGCUACCUUUCGUGUCAAACAGGCCGUGUUCUGCGUGUCCGCCCGCAUACCAUUAGAUUUUCAUCGUUUUCAAUGAAAAUACGUGCCCUAUCUCGGCUCGACAUGCCAGGAAACGUUGUGCUAGAUGUUUGAUCGUGUGUUCACGUGAGUGUCAUCGCUCAACGUUCGAGAGCGGAUUUCUACAACGGUGUCGGGCUUCCACCGAUCUCUCGCGGGUACCCCGACCCGUGGUGAACCACCUGGUGCCUCCUCGGGUCAGCGAAGACCUGGUGCUCGGACAGCUCCGUCGCCUCGGUUCCCACAAUCGACGAUCCGUCGGGAAUAAAUUCGACAACGAAUACUGACCUCGCGAACGGUGGCUGUCCAGGGUGCAACCGUUGAAGAGGAUCCACAGGCGAGUCGAGGAACCGUCGACCAUAGGGAGGAUAUGUCUGCAGUCGAGAGCGCUUUGGACGUCCUCUCCAGGGCAGCGACGAUGGUGCGAGAGGAGAGACCGAAGGCGUCGAAUCUCCACCGGAAGCCAAGCAGCGCGUGGCGCAAAGAACGCAGGAGGGACCCGAUUCAGAGCGAGGCGCUCGACAUGUCCGCAGCUAGGGUUCAUCAUCAUCAUCACAGCAGGCCCAGCGUGAUCGUGCCCACUACGCCACAAGCUGGUACGACAAUCGAAGACACUGCAGUGACACCUACAGCAACCCUGACACCAUCUGCGGCAGCAGGAGGUCAAAGGACUGGACUCAGAACUGUGGGCGGCGUAAGCGAUCCUGCAAUAGAUGAACACUUUAAACGAUCGUUGGGGCUAGAAGAGUAUGCAGCUGUCUUCAAUGCGACCACCACCGACAAAGAGGCUGGUCUCAGUGUGGACGACCACUUCGCAAAGGCGCUGGGUGAAACCUGGACGAGGCUGCAGGCAACUAGUCGAAGCAAAGAUUCCAUUUAACUGCAGGACAGUUAUCGCACAGUUAUCUGCUGUAAUCUUCGAGGCGCGGUCAAUGUCGUUCCAGUACUCGCCGAUUAAUAGUGUUAAAUUGUCGUCGUUGACAAGAGGAACUCGACCGAUCCGACAAAUGACUCUACAUUGUUACCUCGUGUCGAGAGAGCGCGUCUGUGAACUAUGCUCACGGUACAUCCAAUUUUCGUUCCCCGAAUUUCAUGGCGAAAGGAAAACCGUACCCAAGUGUCCUUGACCGCCGAAAAUCGUUUGGUAUCGACAUUUACCCCUUUCGACCCGCCUGUUUUCUAUUUCAAUUCUAUUUGUUUCUCUUUACACAUUAACUCUUAACUUCUUUUCGAAAUUGCAAAGUAUUUCUAAAUAGGCCGGUAGAUAAAGUGUUAACAGCAUUAAGAGCUCUCGAGCAAAUUAGUGCACUGGAUCCCUUAAUUCCCGAGCAAGUACUCACCGUGUCCAUACGCUAAGACGAUCCUGUCACCAGGGUCGAAAGGGUUAACGAAUCCGCAAACGGAGACGAGAACAUUGAGAGGCGCGGACGAGUUUGACGAUAUUGUAUAUAUAGAUACGCGUAUUCUUUUAUUAUGCCAUCAUCGCAGUCAUAAUCGCAGCCCGCACGUAGGGGGCGUGAAUUUAUUUAUUAUGAUGUUCCAUACUGCCUCGCUAAAUAGUUAUAGUGGAUCCGUUUACACUGCUACAUAUGUCCUCGAUGCGAUCGACAGCCUUGAUCGCGUGUACGAUAACGAACCGCAAAACCAGCAAGAAUAUCGAGAUGAUCGAUCAGGCGUUGCACAACGUUUGCUGUCGCCGGUGUAAACGGACGGAUGUGUAUGUAAUAAUUAUUUGCAUAAAUGUUAACUUGAUGGGUGUGUGUGUGUGUGUGUGUGUAAGUACGUGUAUCAUAUAUACAUAUAUGUAUAUGUACGUAUGUAUGUUGUAAUUAUAUAAAUUCGAGAGUCUUUACAAACAAAGUAGAGAAUAAGCGCGAAACCGUAUAACAGAAUCGAUCAUCGCACAAUAAAACUUGUAAUACGUGUAUUCGUCGAGUGACGGAAUUAUACGUAAACAUUGUACUAAAGACAAAGAAGAGGAUACAUAAAAUGACUGGUAACAUUUUAAUACCAAA
Messenger RNA from Hylaeus anthracinus, 2487 nucleotides. Its product is annotated as transcription cofactor vestigial-like protein 4. Bases 843 to 1352 code for a protein of 169 amino acids. Lineage: Eukaryota; Metazoa; Arthropoda; Insecta; Hymenoptera; Colletidae. The record is from RefSeq and is a predicted model, not a curated record. The transcript is spliced from 5 exons. Gene Ontology annotation, molecular function: transcription coactivator binding. Gene Ontology annotation, biological process: negative regulation of DNA-templated transcription.